AUGGCGGUCGGACGCGUAUCGUCGGCAGCCUCGCCGGCGCGCCAGUUCGGCCGACGCCACUCGGCAGCCUCGCCGGCAGCGGCCGCACGCCAGCUCGGCCGACGCCUAUCGACCGCACACGCGGAGCAAGCACGCCAGCCGAUCCAGGACGAGCCGCCGCUCCUCCGCCUCGACGCUGCUCGCCUCGCGUGGAGCCCGAGCAGCCGCGCCAGCCCGCCUCUGAACCUCUCCAUCCGCCCUGCCCGCGCUGGAGGCCACGUCCUGCUUGGAGCCAACGGUGCCGGCAAGACGCUCCUCACCGAGGCGCUGCUGGAGGACCCUUUGCAUCGGACGCUGCUGCGUGAGGGCUCGCUCACGUGCGCCGACGGCUGGGGCGCCCGCUCCGCCUCGCGAGUCUCCUUUGACGCCCACCAGCGGUUGCUCGCCGACGGAGGCUCGGUGUACCGCGCCCUCGGACACCUCGGGCCGGCGGCGCGCUACCUGGUGGUGCGGUUUGGCCUGCACCCGCUGCUGUACCGGCCGGUGCGCGCCAUCUCGACCGGCGAGAUCCGCAAGGUGCUCCUCGUCCGCGCGCUCGGCACGUCGCCGCGCUGCCUCGUUCUCGACAAUGCGUUCGACGGGCUGGACGUGGCGUCGCGCCAGUCGCUCUCCGAGCUGAUCUCGCAGAUGCUGCGCGGGUUUGGGCAGCUCCUCGUCCAAGGCGUCGACGCGCGCGCGACGGCGCACACGCAGGUGCUCCUGCUGACGCAGCGGGCGGAGGAGGUUGUGCCCGAGGUGGCGACCAUGUCCGCCUUCGACGGCGAGGGGCGGCUGGCCACGAGCGCGCGGGAGGGGCGGUCGGGCGCUGAGCUGCUCGCCGACGCGCUCGCCCCGGCGGCGCGCCUCCCCGCGCGUGCGCUGCCUUCGGAGGCGGAGGUGGCUGCGCUCUGGCGGGGAGGGCCGGGGGAGGAGGCCUCUGCGGCAGCCUCGAGAGGCGGGCCCGCCCUCGUCGAGGCGCGGUCGCUCCAGGUGCGGAGGGGCGAGCACACGAUCCUGAGGGGCCUCGACUGGCGCGUCGGCAGCGACGAGCACUGGCUGAUCGCGGGCGGCAACGGCGCGGGCAAGAGCACCCUCUCCCGGCUGCUGGCGCGCGCGGGCGCGGAGCCGGUCGCGGCGGGAGACUUUACCGUCCUCGGGAGGCGUGCGAGGGUGGAGGAGGCGGCCAGAGGGGACGGCGAGGAGGGGGGCGGAGGCGGCGGCGGCGGCGAGGACGUUGGCGGCGGCGGCGGCGGCGGCGGUGACGUCGCGGCGGCGCAGGGGGUCGGCUGGGUGUCGACGGAGGCGCACCUGAGCGUCGCCGGCUCGGAGCGGACGGCGGGCGAGAUGGUGGCGGAGGGCAGCGACGCCGAGGCGGCGCGGCGCGUGGCGAGCUGGCUCGGCGUUGACGACUUGCUCGACCGGCCCUUUCGGAUGCUCUCCCAGGGGGAGCAGAAGGUUGUGCUCGUCGCGGCCGCCUUGGCGCGCCGGCCCGCGCUGCUGGUGCUGGACGAGCCGUGCCAGGGCCUCGACCUGCUCCGGCGGCGGCGCGUGCUCGAGGUGGUGCAGCGCGUCUGCAGCGCGAGCCGCAUGCGGCUGCUCUACAUCACGCACCACUUCGAGGAGGUGCUGCCGUGCGUGACGCACGUGCUGCACCUCAAGGGCGGAGAGGCGACGUACCGCGGACCGAGGGAGGGGUACGACCCGAGCGCUUUUUGA
Emiliania huxleyi CCMP1516 is the source of this 1734-nucleotide messenger RNA. Its product is annotated as ABC transporter. Gene Ontology annotation, molecular function: ATP hydrolysis activity; ATP binding. Bases 1 to 1734 code for a protein of 577 amino acids. NCBI's taxonomy places the organism in Eukaryota, Haptophyta, Isochrysidales, Noelaerhabdaceae. The record is from RefSeq and is a predicted model, not a curated record. The transcript has a single exon.